Messenger RNA from Sceloporus undulatus (fence lizard), 1925 nucleotides. It is a transcript of the gene REELD1, whose product is annotated as reeler domain containing 1. NCBI's taxonomy places the organism in Eukaryota, Metazoa, Chordata, Lepidosauria, Squamata, Phrynosomatidae. Gene Ontology annotation, molecular function: oxidoreductase activity, acting on metal ions. The transcript is spliced from 6 exons. Bases 1 to 1611 code for a protein of 536 amino acids. The record is from RefSeq and is a predicted model, not a curated record.
AUGAAAGUCCAGGCACUUCUUCUUGUGUGGGCAUUUACGAUCCUGUGCUUGGUUUCAUACACUGCAGGAUUUUCCCAUGGUGCCAGUCUUUCAGCAUGUACAGACAUGAGGCCCAAACAUAUCAGAGCUCACCUUCAGAAUCCAAAAAAUAACUAUAUUACCAUCCAUACCAAUAUGUCUUUUUUUCCAGGUGAUAAAGUACCAGUCACAGUUAGGAGCACGCGUGAUUUUAUGGGCUUUAUGCUUCAGGCUCGCAGAGUACUGAAUGAUCAAAUUGCUGGCACUUUUGUGUACAUUCCUCCUGGCUCCAAGUUGCUGACUUGUUUUGAAGAUGGCGACACUGUCACUCAUUCGGACAAGUCACUGAAAAGAAAUUUAUCGUUUGUGUGGAAAGCACCGAAUCAGCCUAUUGGAGAUAUCAGAUUCUUUUUAUCAGUCGUCCAGUCGUACUUUGUUUACUGGGCACGGAUUGAAUCUUCCACUGUAUCACAACAAACACAAAACAAAACUACUACUGGAAAUAGGACAACCUCUACUGCUAUAAAGUCUGUGUCUCCUCAAGAGCCUAGUGAUCUAAAAGCACCAUUUACUGCAGUCAAAGAAAGUGUUAUACUUGACACUCAGUUGUCAACAUUUAUACCUAGCAGCCCCAUUUGGAUUGCAGCAACAUUGAUUUUGGAUUCAGCUUACAACAGACGACAAGUCUCUGAGCCCUCUGACAAUGAAAAGUUUCUAUCCGAGUUCCUUGCAGACCCAGCCACUUCAGAAGCUAUCAGUCACAGUGGAGAAAGACAGACUAAUGGAAGUGGCACAGAUGGUGAUCUCAUGCUGGAGUCAUCACUUCAGUUCCAGGAUCUUAGCUUCAUUGCACAAGAUUAUUCCUCCAGCCACAGCUCAUAUAAUGGGACAGAAAAUAUUUCAGCUGUUUCCACGUCACUACUGUGCUUGACAUGUAAGGAAGGCAUGGAGAAGGUGCCUCCUGGAAGAUCUGAGGAAAGUAUAAGCAAGUCUACUCCACCCAUUACAGCUUCAGUGUUGAUCCAGCUUUGGGAUUCUGCAUUGCUGUCAGACAUGGAGAAAACACCAAAGGAUUUAUCUAGUGAAGAGGAUGCAGAUGUCUACCAAACCUUGUCAGCUGCUUUGAUGCAGGUGGCAGAGAAGCAGCCAACGACUCCAAAAGCAUCAGCAAAAUUCCUACCUCAGGCAGAAGUUACAACAUCUGGGCAGGAGAAAAGGGGCAAAAAGGGUAUUUCUGGGAACAGGCUCCUGAAGGUAACAAAAAUUCCUGAAGCCGCUGUUUCAGGAGAAGGAAGAGGAGGAGGAGGACCAAACAAAAAGUCACAGCUUGUUGCAGCUCAACUUGGUGUUCUCCUUGGAUGUUCAGCUGUCUUUGGUAUGGUAGUGGCUAUCACUUUACGCUGCCUCCAUUCCCAGUAUUGUCACAAGCGAACUGAAGUCUCAUUUAGUGAACCAGACAGCAAUGUCAUUGCACUCCAAGAGAGUGGGGAGAUGAUGCAUUUCAGAAAGAUACGAGAAAACAGCUUUGUCUUGGUACAGGCUGAGUACAACUGGAUCAGCCCGUCAGGCAGUGGGAAAAAAGCUGUUAUUUAGUUUCUAAAGUAUUUGUCAGCUUUCCCCUCCCCGCCUCUUAUAGGUCAGAUUGCUUCAUCUGUGAUAGAAAUUAAUAAGAACACAGGAGACAGAAUAGUUGCAUAUAACCAUCUGAACAAAUAUACUCAAUGUAUACAUGUUUUGGGUGCAGUACAGAUACAUCUUAACUACUCUACAGAUGUUUUGAAAUGUAGAUGUUCUUAGUUUCAGAUAUCAUGAAAAUAUGAAUAGACAUUUUGUUCAAUGUGUUACACUUAGUGCAAUUAAUAUUGCAUACCUGCUCAUUAAAUGGGGUUGUUGUAGCCAUUACACUU